UUUUAAUACCACAAAAAAAAUGUUUAAUUUUGGCAUGUGUAGUGCUUUUCUAUCUUCAGCUUGGACUAUGUGACUGGUACUGUGAUUGAUAGCUAAGUUAAAGGGUUGAACUGUUGUUUUUCUUGCAUGAUUCAAAACUUUUCCAAGAAAGCUAAAUCAUUGCACAGCUCCACUAUAGCUUAUAAGCAUACCUGAAUGCCCACAGUUCCUCCAAUAUUGUAUAGAAAAGAAGCAAUGUGGAGUAGUGGAUACAGAACAGGCCUCAAAGGCAAGAAGACCUUGGUUCUAGUGCAGCCUCUUAUACAUAAUAGUCGUAUGACCUUAGGCAAGACACUUAAAAGAGUUGCCAGGGCACUUAGAAACUAAGUAGCAGACAAGCUGCUGACCAUUAAGGAUAGUGGGACAUCCCUGUACCAAGAGAAAACACAAGUCCAUAAGAUCCUAGCCCUAGAUAGAGAUCUGGCCUCUACCCUGGAAAGAUUUGGGAUCUAGUCUGGCCUCUGAUUAGAUUAGCUCUGACUUCCAAGUGCUUUAGGCAACUCUCUGACUCUAAGCUACCAACCUAUGUGGGCUGAUAGUUUCCUAUACCAAUUAAACCACGGGUCCAGUCUCCAUCCCAAUCACCCUAGUUCAUUUGAUAGGCCUGAGGAUCAAAUCUCAAAGUUGUUUUAACUUAUAUACAUAAUGUAUAUAUGUAUAUUAUGCAAUUAUUAUUAGUGACCUGGAUCACUUUUUCACAGGUUGUUGAUACUUCCCAGGUUUUACUUUGCAAACUGUUCACAGCAAAAAGUUCUUCUACGUCAACAUGCAUUUAUUAACAGUUUACUAUGUGCCAGGCACUUCGCCAAGUGCUGGGAAUACUAUUUAAGAAUAGCUGGAGUGCGUGUUCAUCUGCAAACCGCAUGUAAUCCCAUACUACUAGCAGUGAUAACAGGAAGCGUUUCGAUAGUGCUUCAGAUCCGCAAAGCGCUUUCCACGUCCCGCUAUCUGAUCUCACAACAACCGCGCGAGGUGGGCGGGGCGGGCCGCGCGCCCCGCACUCCGCUGACCCCUCGUGUUAGCGACAAGUCCGCUCGUCCAAUCCUCCGAGAGAACUCGGGGCCACGCGAACCGGAAGCCUCCCCGAGCAGCCCAGCCUCUCCCACUGACUUGCUCCAGCAUGCGGGCAGAGGCGGAGGGAGGCGGUGACCUUCCCCCCACCGAAGACGGAACACGCUGCGUUUAUUAGAAGAGCGGAAGCCUCACUUCCGCCCCGCCCACUAGGACGCCGCUCUUUGGGGGGAGGGGAGGAGGUGACAGGCGGGCAGCCAGCAUUCCCCAAGUUCCCGUGUCUUUCCCCUGUGGGCUGAACAACACCAACAAAAAACAGUUAUACAAGCAAUAGAAAGGAUGGCGAAAGUUUCCCGAGCCCCAACCAGCCACGCAGUCCGCCGAAACAGUCCAGCCGAAAGCAAUUACAGGCGUCAAUCUUUUCCUCUUCGGCCCCUCCCAGAACUCGCGUUAUUUCCUUUGUUUCCGGCUUUCGACCAAUCCGGGAGGCUCCCUAAACCGACCAAUCAGGAGGCUCCCAAUAGAGCUCCACCAAUCAUAAGCUGGAGGCGGGAAAUUUAAGCGUCCCGGAGGUGGACGGUCUGACUUCAUUUUGAAAAUUGGGCGUUUCCGGUUUGGGGGGAAAAGCGGUGUUUUUAUAAUUUUCUUUCGAUAGUUUCCCCAGAUCCUUUUUUGUUUCGCAGGAAUAAGCAGGAUUGUUUUUGGAAUAAGAUGGCAUCUUCAUCAAUUCCUAUUCGCUACAGAAGGGAUACAAGCAUAGAAAUGAUAAGAACCAAAGUUGCUCGCCGAAAAUCAAUUACGUGGAAGGAAAACAGAUAUAAGAAAUAUGAACAGAAUAGACACUUUGGCUUAAUAGAUGUCAAUACCACAUCCUUAGAAGAGAGAAAUCUUCCUCCACUAGAUGAGACUGUUGAAAACAUUCUGGAAAAGGACACUGUCAAGCCAAAGUUAACUGUCAAUAGUAUACGCCAGAUGCUGAGUAAUCAGCGAAAGGAGAUGCUUCAGCAGUAUAAAGAGAAAAAGCUGCUUCAAAAAAUGAAAGAGCAGCGAGAGAAAGUCAAAGGAGGGGUAUUUAAAGUUGGGCUUUACAAACCUGACCCACCGCAGUUUCUUAGACCUCCUCCAGGACAGAAGACAGUGAAACCUGAACCAAAGAAGGCUACUCAGACCUCUGUACGGAUCACAAGGUCCAAGGCUAAAGACCAAAUGAAUCAGCCAAAGAUCUAUGUUGACCAGGUCAAUAAUGGGCACAAUAUGGAAGCAGUCCAACCUGGCCAGAAGCCAACUUCUGAACACCAUUCUAACAAGGAAAAGAAAGCUCCACAACCUGAUAUGAGAGUGACCAGAUCAGCAGCAAAGCACAUCCCUAGACUAGCUUCAUCUCUUCCAGUGAGAAGGCCAAUGCCGAAACUUGUCAGUGAAAACCAACCAGAAAGAAAAACACCAACUGAAGAAAGACCUCCUCCAAAGAUUGAACUUAAAGCAGAAAAAGUAAAGGAUCUUCCUUCCAAAGUUGGAGAGAAAGAAGAUUGCUCAAAGGACCCACUUACUGAAGGACCUUCUAAUAACUUUGGAAAAUCACCAACAGAAGAAAUUGCUGAAUUUCUUGGAAAAGAAUACUUACCUGAGACAAAUUUUGCUUCCCAAGUGAGAGAGAAAUCCUCUUUUGCACCUGAAAAUUUUGUGUUUCAACCACUAGAUAGUCUAGUGAACUAUGGAAUGAAACCCAUUUCCCCACAAAAGGAACAUACUUAUGUGGAACUUAGUUGUUUCUGGAGCCCUUUACAGAUUAAAAAUGAUAACUCUCAGGGAUCAGAAAGAGAAACUUUGAAAGAAAGUAAACCUCACUGUAAUAGCCCAGUUCAGCAGGAUCUGAUUGAUCUGCAAACUCCUCCAAGGUCCCAGGAAAUUCUGGAUAAAGAUCAUCUUUCAAAUAAAAGUGGAGGUACUAAAACAAGUUCAGAUAACCUUCCAUUAAAUGCACAUAUCCCUUUGGUUGAAAUACUUGAACAUCAAGCAGCACCACCACAUGAUGUACCAUAUUUCAGAAACAUUCUUCAAUCAGAAACUGAGAGGUUAACAGGAUGCUGCAAUGAAUGGGAAAAGAAACUUACGCUGGAUAUUCCUGAUGAUGCCAAAGAUCUCAUUUGCACAACAGUUGGUCAAACAAGACUCCUUAUAAGUGAAAGGUUCAACCAGUUUGAAGGAUUGGUGAAUGACUGUGAGUAUAAAUCUGGCCAAAAGAAGAUUACCUGCAUGGAUCUGGAUGGAUUUUGGGAUAUGGUUAAUUUUCAGGUAGAAGAUGUGAACAAAAAAUUUGAAAAACUGAGUAAGCUUCAGGAAUCAGAAUGGCAAGAAGAAAACACCAUAAGCCAAAAAGUUAUUCGGAAGAAAGCUGUCCCAGUUGAAAAAUGCAAGUCAAAACAGGAUGAUGCUGCAAGAACCGCAGCUCGAAGUCGCCUGGCUGCUCUAAAAGCUUCAAUGAAAGAGAAACUGAAGCGGGAAGAGCCUACGUUUGAGAUUGUGGCUCCUGUGGGAUCAAAAGCAAAGGAAAUUGACAAGAUAGUUUUUGAUGCCGGGUUUUUCAGAAUCGAAAGCCCAGUUAAGUCAUUCUCAGCCAUCAGUGUGUCUAAAGAGACUGUACAUAGCAAAUCAGAUGAUCCAAUUGAACACAAAACACCUGGGAAUAAGAAGUGAAAUCUUCUUGAAGGAAACUGGAAUCACUUAUGUUCCCCCCAUCUCAUUAUUUUACUAAUGUAAAAAAGCCACAAUAAACCCUGACUAAAAACUGUCAAAGCCAUUCAUAAAUAUUUUGUAAGCCUCUGUUUUCAGAGGAUUACAAAUUAGCUAUGAAAGUCUUUGUUAACACUGAGCAGCCUGGGAACAUUGUUUAUUUAAAUAUAUAUACAGAGAUUUCAUUGAUUAUUAAUGUUGGAUCGUUAUUAUUUUUAUUAUUGUGCUGUUCUUUUUUAUGUUAGAGUGAUUGUAUAUGGUAAGAUAUUUACAAAAUAGAGUAUUAAAGGGUGAAACUACUUCUGUUCAUGCUUUGAAUCUUCUUUGUGCAUAUAUGUAUGUUUGAGUUAAAUUCAACAUUAAAUAUUUCUGUAGUUGGAA
Molecule: messenger RNA, 4164 nt
Organism: Phascolarctos cinereus (koala)
Lineage: Eukaryota; Metazoa; Chordata; Mammalia; Diprotodontia; Phascolarctidae
Gene: DLGAP5
Product: DLG associated protein 5
Biological process (GO): centrosome localization; kinetochore assembly; regulation of mitotic cell cycle
Cellular component (GO): cytoplasm; spindle pole centrosome; nucleus
Molecular function (GO): microtubule binding
Source: RefSeq, a predicted model, not a curated record